Diatraea saccharalis (sugarcane borer) is the source of this 1005-nucleotide messenger RNA. Lineage: Eukaryota; Metazoa; Arthropoda; Insecta; Lepidoptera; Crambidae. The record is from the annotation of a GenBank genome assembly.
AUGGAAAUAGAUCGAAGCGAGUCAAAAUUCCAAAACGACCGUUUACAAAACAUUUUUGAAAGAUUAUCACAAUGUAAGUUUGUUUUAGAAAACGAAAGAGAAGAACUAAAAAAAUUACGAGUUGUUAAUUCAAAAUUAGAGGUGGAAAUAAAAGAAGCAGGAGAACUAGAGAAGUCGCAUCGAUAUCACUUACAAACAUCUCGUGAAAUGAUUGAGAAUCUCCAAGAAACUGUAUCGCAAUUAAUGUAUUUAAAGAGAGAUGUAAAAAAAUUGAAAGAUGAGUUGGCUGGCAAAGAUUUAAUUAUUUCUAAAAUUGAAAAGGAAAAAGCAACAAUAUUACAAGAUCAAAGAACAAGAGAAUACGAAGUACGAAACGCUCAUGAGAAAAACAUCGAAGAUUUAAAACUUGUAUAUGAGAAAAAAGUUCAACAGAUCCAAAAUGAAUCGGACACGCAAAUAGCUCAGUUCACAUGUGUCAUUGAAGAAUUGAGAAGCAAAAUAAAAGAGAUGGAAGCAGAGCACAGAGACAAGAUGAACGUAGUAGUUUUAGAGUACGAGGAGAAGAUACAGCGUGACGCAGCUCAGAUAACGCAACUCCAAGAACAACUGGCACGUCAAGCAGCUCGCACCGAUUCUAAUAUCGAUGCAUACAGACGGCGAUUAGAAGAAUUGGAGGAAAAACUGAAACAGAACCACUUCAAACAAUACCUAGCACACAACGCUUAUACAUCCCAAUAUGAAAAUCAAGUGGAACGGCCUUAUUCUGUGAAUCAGGAUCCGUAUCCUGAAGCUUGUCCAAUAGCUUCUAUAGACAAGGAUAUUUAUGAAGGGAAUAAAGGAAACUACAAUCUUCCCGCUAGCCAAAAUAAACCAAAACCUGGGAAUACAUUACAAGUAAUGUACUAUGGAAAUAAACCUCCGUCAAGAAUUAAUGAAAAGAAAGGACAGUUUAAUAUAACUAAAAAGCGGAAACUCUACAACGACAAAGACUUUCAAGAUUUCUAA